UUUCGGAGGCAGGUAGGUGCAAAGAAACUCCCUUUUUGGUUUUGUUAGAGGCCAUGGGCAAUGGUUCGAACGGCCAGGAAGAUGGGUUAUGGCUGUUCGUUCUGUGCUUGGAAAGCUGGGUAGGAGUAGAUUUAUUCCCAACAAUGGAAGACUUAUCAUGGGUGGGACUUCUCCUACUGUUUGUUCCUCUCCUCAUCACCCUUUUGAUUAUUAUGGGGUCGUCCAUGAUCAAAACAAAGCGGAUCAAAAAAGCAAUCCUUUUCUUCUUGGAUCGCUUAUGAAAGAGCCAGUUUAUUGUCAUUUGGAUUUUGGAGGACUAGGACCUGCUCGUUUCGCCAUCGAAGAGUUGAGGAAGAAAAGGAAUAUCCAACUGCAGUCUGUGAGAGUGCUGAGGGUGUUAGCAUGGAAAGAUGUUGGCUUGCCACGACAUGAUUCUGACUAUGAUCUACUGCUGGAGGCAGUUGAUGCCGAUGUGAUGAGAUAUUUCGAAGUAACAGUGUCAGUUAAUUCCAGGGAUGGCUUGUGGUUGGAAGACUUUUGUCUUCUCGUUGAUAAUGAAAAACCUAUAAGAUUAUAUCAUCACCUAGACAACGUUUUUGAUGCAUAUGCUAAGGCUCGAGAGCAGUUAUCAUUUGGUAUGCGAAAAGGAAACCUCUCUCUGCUGCCUCCUUCAGCCCUCCCUCAUCUCUCAUACACAAACCCGGGACACAAAGAGGAAACCACCACUCCAAAACGCAGAGGUCGAACGAAUGCAUGUGAAGCGGCGAAACACUUCGGUCCAGCUCCCGGUGUACCUCAAAAGUACACCAAACCUUAUGUCCGGUCAAAGAGAAGGAAGUUUGAGAAGGCUAGAGGAAAGAGGAACAAUGAGGGCUUUAGAGGUUGAAUCAUUUAGAAUUGAAAAUGCUAUUUGUAGAACCUAAUUUUGCUGGUCUUUAGGUGUCUGGUAUCAUGUUUAUUUCUCUGUCUAGUAAAUGUGUUGAUGAAGGCAUUGCUGGUUCAACAAGAGAGAAGCCCACUACCAUCUAUCUCGAAAACUAUCCAUGUGUAUGGUUUUCUGCAACCUGAAUGGCCAAAAUAUUUAAAAUUGUGUUAUUUUUUAUUCUUUCGAGAUGCUUAGCUGCAGCUUGCGGAAGUUGAAAUUAGUGUGUUCAGAAAUGUGAAAGGUGGUGUAUGUGAGAGUUAUGCAACUCCUAAACCCAUAAAGGUGGCUCGUGUAAGUACAUAGGUGAAAGAUAGUAGCAGCAUUAGGAAGAUUUUGAUUGUUUAUUGAAAGUCCAAUGUCUGAUAAAUAAAAGAAAAUUUG
This is a messenger RNA of Prunus mume (Japanese apricot), 1306 nucleotides long. NCBI's taxonomy places the organism in Eukaryota, Viridiplantae, Streptophyta, Magnoliopsida, Rosales, Rosaceae. The record is from RefSeq and is a predicted model, not a curated record.